Impatiens glandulifera is the source of this 3729-nucleotide messenger RNA. Its product is annotated as serine/threonine-protein kinase Nek5-like. The transcript is spliced from 14 exons. Gene Ontology annotation, molecular function: protein kinase activity; ATP binding. Gene Ontology annotation, biological process: protein phosphorylation; microtubule-based process. Lineage: Eukaryota; Viridiplantae; Streptophyta; Magnoliopsida; Ericales; Balsaminaceae. The record is from RefSeq and is a predicted model, not a curated record. Gene Ontology annotation, cellular component: cortical microtubule. Bases 498 to 3467 code for a protein of 989 amino acids.
GCUACCCAAGUUCAAGCUCAAGCUGCUGGUUUGUCGGCGUCAUCUCUCUCUCUCUCUAAUUAAGAGAGUGAUUAAUAACCUAACCUCCGUUUUGACCGCGAUUAAGCCCUAAACUGUUCCCAUUUCUGUAGUAGUAGUAGAAAAACUACUAUAUUUGCGUUAUCUGCCUAGAUUCAUGUACUAAAUCACUUUCUAUAAGUGAAAAAGAGUGCAAAUUGUGAUGCAGUAUUCGAUUUGGUGAUUCAGCUGAAAAGUUCUUGCCGAUCGAAUUUGAUCUCUAAUCUGUCUCCGUUUCCUGAGGACGAUUUUUAACGUACAUGCCAAUAUUGACAUGGUAAUAGAUAUGUGACUAUUAAGAUUUUGUCAUCUUCAAGAAGAAGACAUGGUUUGACGCCACUGGAGAAGACUGCAUUAUUGGAUUACCUUCAAGGCCUGUAUAUAUUGUUGGAGAAACUGAUUGGCGUCGUUACAAACUGUUUGCUGGAUCUGUUGGAAAUAUGGAUUCGAAAAUGGAUCGGUAUGAGAUCAUGGAGCAGAUAGGUCGCGGAGCAUUUGGAGCGGCUAUUCUUGUCAAUCAUAAGUCCGAGAAAAAGAAGUAUGUUUUGAAGAAGAUUCGUUUGGCUAGACAGACAGAACGUUGUAGGAGAUCUGCUCAUCAGGAGAUGGCUCUGAUUGCGCGAAUUCAGCAUCCAUAUAUUGUUGAAUAUAAGGAAGCUUGGGUUGAAAAGGGUUGCUAUGUUUGCAUUGUUACUGGAUACUGUGAAGGUGGAGACAUGGCUGAGUUUAUGAAAAAAUCAAAUGGCCAGUAUUUCCCUGAAGAGAAACUACUCAAGUGGUACACUCAACUGUUAUUGGCAGUUGAAUAUUUGCAUGGCAAAUUCGUCUUACACCGGGACCUAAAAUGUUCCAACAUUUUCCUUACAAAAGAUCAAGAUGUCCGUCUUGGGGACUUUGGACUUGCUAAAACUCUGAAGGCAGAUGACUUGACUUCAUCAGUUGUUGGAACUCCCAAUUACAUGUGCCCUGAACUGCUUGCUGAUAUUCCUUACGGUUUCAAAUCUGAUAUAUGGUCCUUGGGUUGCUGUAUGUAUGAGAUGGCUGCUCAUCGACCUGCAUUUAAGGCAUUCGAUAUGGCAGGCUUGAUUAGCAAGGUAAACAGAUCAUCCAUUGGUCCAUUACCUUCCUGCUAUUCACCCUCAAUGAAGACACUUAUCAAAAGCCUGUUAAGGAAGAACCCAGAACACAGGCCAAGUGCAUCAGAUAUCUUAAAGAAUCCAUACCUGCAGCCAUAUGUGGAGCAAUGUCGUUCUGCUUUUACUAAUCACCCUCUAUCCAUUGUUCGGGGAAGUCGAAAAAACAUGUCUGAAAGCCAAGGGAGCAAUAGUUCAUUUAGUGAUAAAGAAAGCUUAGUAUCAAAUGAGAAAAAUAACAACCACCCAUCAGCAAUAUCUGAAGAUAAAGGCACAGAUACGGAUCUGGGUUCUAUUGACAAUGACGUUGGUUGUGACAAAUCAAACGAACAAGACCAGAAACAGUUCCAUGAACAAAGAUCUAAUGCUGAGUCCGGACAUCCUAAGAGUAUUAAAAGCAUCAUGAUCGCUCUGAAAGAGGGAAAAACAAGAGAAAACAGUUCUCCGAUGAGGGGCAAUCGUCUCAAGGCUGGAGGUACUGGGAACCACAGACCAAACGUUGAACCUUCUCCUAAAGUGCCCAAAACUAACAUAGAAGCACCACCUUCUGCCCCUGCAACUGCAAAGACUGGCUCUGAUUCUGUAAAGCGGAUCCAGGGAACACAUUCUCUGAAGCAUCAGCAAUACUUGCAGGUAGCUUUAAUUGACUCUUCUCCCAAGGCCCGACCAAGACAUGGCACCCCCCCACCUUCUGGUCCAGUAAGUCAUGCAACUGAUGACGGGCUUACUCUAAAGUCAAGACAAAAAACGCCACCUAGCCUGAUCAGACGUCCUUCAUUUCCUGAAAGGAUGAAGCAGAUGGGUGCAGAUUCUCCCAGUCCCGUGAAGAACUUGGGAGAGAUGGCAGCUACUGCUUGGUCAAAUGAAAGCAUACCAAAAGCUCACAAAGCCGUUGCAGGAGCAUCCAAAGGAAUUCAAACGGAUAGCAGCAACUCUGUCUCAUCUUCCAUGUCAUUUCAAGCAUUUGAGCUCUCGGAUGAUGCAACGGGUUCUUUUAUUACUGAAUACCAGGACAAUGAAUUACAUCCUGAUCUUGAGACAGUAGUAACUCAGAUGGAAAUCAGAAAAUCAACUAGCUUUUCCAAUCCUUGCCUGGUGAAAGAUGAUGAGGUGCAUAAUAGUAAUGGUAGAGAGAGUGUGAGACAUGAUAUAAAAUCCCCUUGUUUAACUAAUGAAUCUGAGGCUCCUCCUCUAAAUAUUCACGCUUGUUCAGAGAAACAGAACCUGAGAGAGCCUUUGGAGGUUCAAAACCAGCUUACAGAAGAGUUGCUCGAUUCUAAUGGCAAGAGUUGUGAAAUAAUAUCAGUGGUCAAGGAUCAUGACUCUGAAUGCAUGCUAGGAACUGGAGCUAUGGAAGUUUUACUUAAGUCAUCCGAAAAUGUAGUGGUUGAUCAGGAUGGUGUUAGUAAAGGGAAUUUAGAAUUUCCAACCCAUAAUUCAUCAGACUUUUCUGUUAACAAGGUUGGCAAUUCUUCAAACGGGCCAUGUGCUAGGCCUGAAGAACGUUUGAACCACCAUGUUGAAGAAUUAAGUAAAAAUCUUAACAAACCAGGUUAUAUGAGCCUGAUAUCUUCUUCUACGUCGUCGUCCAGUGGUGAUGAUAAGUACACUGUAAAGGAACUGUUAUCAUCAGUAGUGGAAAACAUUUCUUCUCCUAGUCACAACAAUUCCUCUUGUACUGUCGUGCAAAAUCCAAUAAUAGAAAAAUCACCACCACCUGCUGCCGCCGCUGCUCAGCUACCAACAGCUUUUGAUGAUGUGAUACAUGUUAUCAGGCAUAGCAGCUUCCGAGUUGGUAAUAAAGAGGAGACAAUUACUGAAACCACCACAGACAGAGAGGUGAAGAAUGUGGGGAGUCUGAUAAAUGAAGUAGUAGAGGAGAUAAAAAGCCCAGGAAAUCCAUUGAGUUCAGAUUCUACUACUACUACUACAAGUCUAAAACCUGACCACCUUGUUCCUGAUAAUAACUACAGCAUAAAGGAAGUUGAUGCUUCUGAACCAACAAAACAAGCUAAGGUAUCGAGAAAUGAAGGUGAAACGGCACCAACAGCAACUGCAAAUGAGACAUUAGACGUGUCAUCGUUCAGGCAGAGAGCAGAGGCACUUGAAGGACUAUUAGAAUUGUCAGCCGAUUUGCUCCAGCAUAGCAGACUGGAAGAGCUUGCAGUUGUGUUGAGACCAUUUGGAAAAGAUAAGGUAUCCCCCAGGGAGACUGCUAUCUGGUUGGCAAGAAGUUUGAAAGGAAUGAUGCUUGACGACUCAACUCGGACUUCAUAACCACCACCACACCCCACAACCAACUGGUAUGUUUUCCACUUCCCCCCUUCUUGUUUAUUCACAUUUCCCCUCUUAUGGCCGCAAAACUAUGACUAAUUUUAAGUUCCUUCACAUUUGAGUGUUAAAAAAAGAGAACCCUUAUAUUUCAUUUUGAUUCCAAUUCUUUCAAUUUAAGUAUUAUUCUGUACAUAGUGUUAUAUCACACAGAUUCAGUAACUAGUGAAGAAUCUUUUAUAUGCAAUUGUUUCCCUGGUUGAUUAUU